GUGACGUCACCCCAACGUGACGUCACGCCAACAUGACGUCACCCCCCAGCACUCCCCUCAGCCGCAGGCCCAACCCCCACCCCCCCCUCCCCUCCCCCUCCCCCACCACCACAAGCGGUCACCGGGGCGGCCCCACCCGGGGCGGCCCCGAGCGGCUCCCUACGACCUCCCCGUGUCCCCCCAGUCCCUUUCGGUCCCCCCCGGUCCCUCCCAGGCCCCCUCCCGCUGCCCGCGGCCCCCCCCAGCCCGGCCGCCCCUCCGACCUGCCGACCGUCCUCUACGCCGGGCCGCCACCGGAAGGAGCCGCGGGACCGGAAGCGCAAUGCACGCCGGGCCGGCCGCAGAACCAUAGAGACGGCACCAUCCAAACCGUCCCCCCUCACCUUUUACGCCCUUUUACGACAGCUCGGCGGACCCGGCGGCGGGGCGCGCUUGGCGGCGGCGGCGCGCUUGGCGGCGGAGGAGGCCGCCCCGUCAGGAUGAGGCUGAGCACGCAGGCCUACUGCAAGAUGGUGCUGCACGGCGCCAAGUACCCGCACUGCGCCGUCAACGGGCUGCUCGUGGCCGAGAGGCCCCCCCCCGCCGCCUCCCGGCCCGCCAGGGAGCAGGCCGCCGGCCCGGCCCUCUUCGUCGACUGCGUGCCCCUCUUUCACGGCACCCUGGCGCUGGCGCCGAUGUUGGAGGUGGCCCUCAGCCUGAUUGACUCGUGGUGCAAGGAGAACAGCUACGUGAUCGCUGGCUACUACCAGGCAAACGAGCGUGUGAAAGAUGCCAGUCCGAACCAGGUGGCUGAAAAGGUGGCCUCCAGAAUCGCAGAGGGCUUUAACGACACGGCGCUCAUUAUGGUUGAUAACACCAAGUUCACGAUGGAGUGCGUAGAACCGGCCAUCCACGUGUACGAGCUCCAUGAGAACAAGUGGAGGUGCAAAGACCCACACGUCGAUUUCUGCGAAGAUUGGAACGAAGCCCAGAGAAUCGCUGCGUCGCUCUUGGACAGCAAGUCCUACGAAACACUUGUAGAUUUUGAUAAUCACCUGGAUGACAUCCGGAAUGACUGGACAAAUCCGGAGAUCAACAAAGCCGUCCUCCACCUGUGUUAGAGGGAUUCCUACUGACUAACUUACGGGCGUUCCCACUAUGUACUGAAGACAUAAAAAUGAUAUUUUUGAAUGUAAAUAGAGUAAUAUUCAGUACCUUGUGUGGAAAGCUGGCUGAUUAAAAGAGUGGCGCGGCGCGUUGCCACGGGUGACGUGUCCGUAAGCUGUUGAAUCCUUUUCCUGAGAUUCCUUAGAAGAGCUGCACGCCGUCAGGUACAGCUGUCCCUGUGGAUGCCUUCCCCGGUGUAGUGAAUGUUGCUGUUCCUUCAAAACCAGAACUACUUCUGCUUAUCCCCCGGUGUUCAUAUUAAAAGUUUUGACUAAGCUUUUGUACUCCUUAGAGAGAAUGAUUUUUAAAAGAUUUCUGAGAAUAACUUUCAAAAGAUGGGUUUUGUCCUCAGAUGGGGUAUUUUGAGGUCAAAUACAUAAACAAAAUCUAAGGUCAACUGUUUUGUUUUGUUUUUUUCGUGGCUUGGAAAUGGCAUUGUAUCAGUACAGCAAGUGCAGACUGCUGAAGAUGACUUUUUCCAUGCACCUGUCACCUGGUUUGCAGUGGUUUUGUAUGGCACAGCCACAGAAAAUAUGUUAAAGCUGCAUUUUCAAAUGCUACAAUGAUUUUCCUGCUGUCCUGAGGCAUACAACCGCAGUCACUGACUGAGAAAAUUAAACACAAAGUAAAAUCA
Anas platyrhynchos (mallard) is the source of this 1780-nucleotide messenger RNA. RefSeq names its product ER membrane protein complex subunit 8 (gene EMC8). Gene Ontology annotation, cellular component: EMC complex. The record is from RefSeq and is a predicted model, not a curated record. NCBI's taxonomy places the organism in Eukaryota, Metazoa, Chordata, Aves, Anseriformes, Anatidae.